UUGAAUUAAAAUGAGGAUUAUUAGAUGAUAUUUUUACAAUAAUUGAUAUAGAAAAGAUAUUAAGUGGUAAUGAAGAAUAAAUUGGAGGAUUUGAUUUAAUAUAUAAAGGAAGUCCUAUAAAAAAUAAUUAUAGUUGUUCUUAAAUAUCAUUUCUCGGUACUUUAAAUAAUCGAAAGUUAUAAUUAAAAAGGUUAGCAAAGACUUGUGGUAUGUAAUAAUAUAAAUUAAAUUAAGCAUUAAAAUUAGCAAAUGCAAAUGAAUAAUCUUAAAUAAAAAGUUCUGAAGGUACAAAAAAAGAUAAAGAGGAAAAGGAAAGAUAAUUAAGAAGUUUUUCAAAGAGUUCUUAGAUUGCAUAAGUAAGAUAAGAUUUAAUAAUAGAAUAUAAAUAAUUCAAGCAAAGUUGUAAUAUAAUAGAAAGGAGUAAUAAAUAUAAGGAGGAAUUCAACAGAUUUACCUAUUUUAAUGAACAAAUAAAAUGGAAUAAGGAAAAUGCAAUUACAAAAUACUCUUCAAAAAUAGAAAGUGUAGAUUUAUUAAUAAUAAUAAUAAAAAGGAGGAGAUUAUCAAUUAUAUAAUUAGAAUAAAGAGUAUG
Molecule: messenger RNA, 592 nt
Organism: Paramecium sonneborni
Lineage: Eukaryota; Ciliophora; Oligohymenophorea; Peniculida; Parameciidae
Source: the annotation of a GenBank genome assembly